AUGUCAGCAAACGAAUUUUACUCAAGUGGCGAGCAAGGGCAAUACAACCAGCAAAACAGCCAAGAAAGAAAUGGUGGCCAAAACAACGGUCAAUAUGGCGAUAAUGCUAAUCCUAACGGUGAACGUGGUCUGUUUUCCACAAUCGUAGGUGGCAGUGCGGGUGCAUACGCUGGUUCCAAGGUAUCGAACAAUCAUUCCAAGUUAAGUGGGGCAUUGGGUGCGAUAGGUGGUGCAUUCCUUGCAAAUAAGAUAUCUGAUGAGCGUAAGGAGCACAAGCAGCAAGAACAAUACGGUCAACACGGUAACUCAAACUUUGGUGGUCCUCCUCAAGGUGGUUACAACAACAACAACAACAACAACGAUCGUAAACAUAAUAACGGUAACAAUAACGGUGGAUUCGGCGGACCGGGAGGACCGGGCGGCCAAGGGUUUGGUAGACAAGGUCCACAAGGAUUUGGAGGUCCUGGUACACAAGAUUUCGGAGGUCCAGGCCCUCAAGGAUUUGGAGGUCCAGGUCCACAAGAGUUUGGUGGGCCAGGCGGUCAAGGAUUUGGUGGUCCAAACCCUCAGGAGUUUGGAGGCCAAGGCCGUCAAGGUUUCAACGGUGGUUCACGCUGGUAA
Saccharomyces mikatae IFO 1815 is the source of this 621-nucleotide messenger RNA. RefSeq lists its product as uncharacterized. The coding region runs from base 1 to 621 and encodes 206 amino acids. Gene Ontology annotation, cellular component: outer membrane. The transcript has a single exon. NCBI's taxonomy places the organism in Eukaryota, Fungi, Ascomycota, Saccharomycetes, Saccharomycetales, Saccharomycetaceae. The record is from RefSeq and is a predicted model, not a curated record.